Molecule: messenger RNA, 540 nt
Organism: Geodia barretti
Lineage: Eukaryota; Metazoa; Porifera; Demospongiae; Tetractinellida; Geodiidae
Source: the annotation of a GenBank genome assembly
UUGUCGGACUAUGACGCGAAUCUCCUCACAGUUGGCAAAGGCACAGCCGACUAUUUCGAGACGAUAGUAGACGCAAAGAAAGUCUCGGUCGAAGCGCGGACGCAAUUUGCCAAGCAGGUGAGCAAUUGGAUAUUAGGUGAGCUAGGUAGAUUGCUCAACGAGACGAAUAGAGACAUUAGCAGCGUCAAGAUAACACCGCAGGCGUUCGUCGAACUAUUGGAUUUGGUUUCUGACGGUACACUUAGUAACAAUAUGGCAAAGUCGGUCUUCGAGCAGAUGUUUGACAGCGGCAAAGCCCCGGCACAGAUAGCCGAAGAGCAAGGUCUGAUGCAGAUUAGCGACACUGACGCUCUUGGCAGCGCGGUCGAUGAAGCGAUUGAGGCUAAUCCCAAGGCGGUUUCCGAGUUUCUCGAUGGCAAGGAGCAGGCGAUCCGAUUCCUUGUCGGGCAAGUGAUGAGGAUUACGAGAGGUAGCGCUAAUCCGCAACUUGCGACGCAACUGCUGAAGGAGCGACUCGAAGCUGUUAGGCAGUCCGUAUGA